Molecule: messenger RNA, 5530 nt
Organism: Oncorhynchus masou masou (cherry salmon)
Lineage: Eukaryota; Metazoa; Chordata; Actinopteri; Salmoniformes; Salmonidae
Product: gamma-aminobutyric acid receptor subunit alpha-6-like
Exons: 10
Coding region: 179-1534 (451 amino acids)
Biological process (GO): signal transduction; gamma-aminobutyric acid signaling pathway; synaptic transmission, GABAergic
Cellular component (GO): dendrite membrane; plasma membrane; neuron projection
Molecular function (GO): GABA-A receptor activity; benzodiazepine receptor activity; GABA-gated chloride ion channel activity
Source: RefSeq, a predicted model, not a curated record
CAACUGAGCGAGUCAGAUGAGGCGCAACCGCAGUGGAGAAGAAGAGCAGGACUGGCGCAAAUGCCCUCGCUUUUUACACUAAGCCGUGUGAUCGGUGUUUUAUAAUGGUUUUAAAUGAUGGAAUAUGCAAAUUAUAACAGUUGACCAGGGCUUUUAGGCUGUGAAGUGUUUAUGAGGCAUGGCUUUCGUUUUCACUUUCUUUUUUCUGUCCUGUGUGAGCAAUGUUUGGGGAAAUAAUCCGAAAUCGACCGAGAUUGAUGGGAAUAUCUAUUUGGAUAACAUUACGCGUAUAUUGGAUAGAUUACUGGAUGGAUAUGACAACAGACUGCGACCUGGAUUUGGAGGUCCAGUUACCGAGGUCAAAACAGACAUCUUUGUAACCAGCUUUGGUCCAGUGUCAGAUGUUGAGAUGGAGUACACCAUGGACGUAUUCUUCCGUCAAACGUGGAUUGACGAGAGGUUGAAAUUCGAGGGCCCCAUCGAGAUUCUGCGUCUCAACAACCUCAUGGUCAGCAAGAUCUGGACGCCAGACACAUUCUUCCGGAAUGGCAAGAGGUCCAUCUCUCACAACAUGACCACUCCCAACAAGCUGUUCCGCAUCAUGCAGAACGGAACUAUCCUCUACACCAUGAGAUUGACUAUAAAUGCAGAGUGUCCCAUGCGACUGAUGAACUUCCCCAUGGACGGCCAUGCCUGUCCUCUCAAGUUUGGUAGUUAUGCCUACCCCAUGAGUGAAAUUGUGUACACAUGGAAAAAAGGACCACUAUUCUCUGUGGAAGUACCAGAGGAGUCCUCCAGCUUGCUACAGUACGAUCUAAUAGGACAGACAGUGUCCAGUGAGAGGUUAAAAUCCAACACAGGUGAAUAUGUAAUCAUGACUGUUCACUUCCACCUGCAAAGGAAGAUGGGCUUCUUCUUGAUUCAGACAUACAUCCCCUGUAUCAUGACGGUGAUCCUGGCUCAGGUCUCUUUUUGGAUCAAUAAGGAAUCUGUUCCUGCUCGAACUGUAUUUGGCAUUACCACUGUGCUAACCAUGACCACACUCAGCAUCAGCGCCCGCCACUCUCUGCCCAAAGUUUCCUACGCCACGGCCAUGGACUGGUUUAUUGCCGUAUGUUUCGCCUUCGUUUUCUCAGCCCUCAUCGAGUUUGCAGCAGUCAACUACUUCUCCACGCUGCAGGCCAACCGGGAGCUCCGCAAGGUGGCCGCCAUCAAGGUAGCCCAGGAGGCUGCAGAGGCCGGGAGGAGUGACGGGGAGUCCUCUUCGGACGCCAGCAGUAUGCUGAAGAAGAGGAUGAACUCUACGCCUCACUUUGAGAGGCCGGCGGAGGUGUUCCCUAACCCUCCAGUGAAUGCCCAGGCCUUCCUCCAGCAAGGCUCAGCCGUGCCGUCCAACAACUUACUGACAGGCACCAGCAUCAUAGACAAGUACUCUCGCAUCCUCUUCCCUCUGUCGUUCGGGGCCUUCAACCUAGUCUACUGGAUCGUCUAUCUUACCAAGGACACCAUGGAGAUGACAAGAGACAGCGUGUGAGCCCCAUCCUGGAGUGAGCCCCCUCACUGAUCUCACACGGAUGCACACGUGCACGCACACACGCACACACACACAAAUAAACACAAGGACACUCGCCGUUUGGAUAGAUGACAGAGAAGCUUGCCAAGGUUUUCUUUUUGAUGCUGCCUCUGUACAUUGUGUUUUUUUUAUUUUUUACUUUCAAUGUGUGACUGAUUUGAAGUGCUCUGCCAACUGUUGACCUGGGAGCUCAAGUUUUAUCAUAGCUCAUGGGCCAGGGCUCUCAGUCGAUUUCAAACAGGUACUCAAUCUCUUUCUCUCACACACACCCUGCUGCGUCUUCCCCCUGAAGAGAGACGAUGUGCAUUGGCACUUCUCUUUCAAGUGUUCUGCCCCUUCCCGGUCCCUGUCUGAAACAGAGGGGCUUUCCUAAAAGUUGGGAGUGUCUGCCACAGGACUGGAGGUAGCGGAGUCACUUCGUCUGUGUGAAACAAUACACGGCCUGGCUGCGUCUACCCUGGACAGUACUGGAAAACACACCUGAGGGGAGUACUGUGCACUGCCUCCACUCUGACUGACUGUCUCCCCCCAAUUUAAACUUUGCAAUCGCUCUCGGUUUUCGGUUCAUUGGCUUAUUUUCACUCCUCUCAUGAAACAUUUCUUUGAUGAAGCCAACUCGUCAAAGAGUUGUUCUUGGUUCCUCACAUACAUUUUAAUAUUCAGAACUACUCAAAAGACACACACCCAAAGACACACACACAUUCACAGGGACAAUCUUGUAAGACAGUCAAAUCCAAAUAAAUGCAAGGAUCAUCGGUCUCUCCACGUAGGUCAAAGAUCAAUCACAAGGCCUGUAUUCGUUGGCAUCCACCAACUCAAACUAAGUCCUGGACUUUAAUGAAUUCACAAUAUUCUCUCCUUGCUAACUUUACUUGGCUAUGUUUGGCGUAUCAGAGAAUACAAAUAUAGUUCCCUGGCAACAGCCCGCCUCUCAUUCAAUGGAUAUAUUAUUUAAUGUCAGUGUUGUUGUUUGUUUUAAUGUUUUCUAUUUUUGCACUUUUAUGUAAUUGUAUCUGUCGUUAUUGGACAUGAAAGAACGCUAAGGUGGUUUAUGGUUGGCAAUUAUUCAUUAAAUGACAGAUUUACAUUUAAUUUAGAACUGCAUCCUCUCACAAGCAAUUAUGCGCCAUGCCAAAUGCAUUCAUUAACUUCGGUCUGGAUUUACAUAUAGUUAUGCACUAUUUCCAAUUAAAAGAAAGAGGUAAAUGAUUAAAUCCACAGAGUAGCGCCAUCUAAAUAUACCCCACGUUCAUAUAUGUGUGUGUUUAUUGGUUAUUAAUGACUGUCUUUCCACUGGCUGCCUCUCUCUCUCUCUGCAGCACAUACUGCAGCUUUAUCAACACACUUAUCAGCACCAGCAAGCAUCUGUUUGACUUUUUUAUUUGAUGAUAAAGUCCAUUAAUAUUCCUCCGGUCCGUUACACCUUUCCGCAUUUCUUUCCAUGUUCCCCCAGAUAAUGUAGUGAUAUUUCGUUGCCAAGGAAAACUAGAUGGACUGCCUUCAAAUUGAACCUUCCUUCUCUGCUUUUGAUGUGGAGUCUGAGGACACACAACAUUUCAGCUCUGACUACACUGGCAGGCCCUGGAAGGGACCUCUUGACAGUUGCCUCUGAAUAAGACUGGCUGAACCUAAAGGAAGAGGCAGAGGAGUGGCUGAUGUAUAGGUCUGACUGUAUAGCCCUAUUGACUUGGUUAUUUAGUUGAAUUAAAUGGAAAAGGAAGAUGGAGGGGGCUGUAUUGGAGACCUUAUUGAUUUUCUCCAACCUCAACCUGCCUGCUUAUGGCAAACUUACUGGUCUCCAUGGAGGACAAGCACUAGCAUGACCUGUGACCCUUCAGUGUCCUUGUUGGGGUUUGGAGUGUUGGGGUUUUGUGUAUCGAAGACCAUGACAUCUACCGCCCCCUCAAUAUCGUAUUUCACUACAGGCAUGAGUCACAUUGAUUCCUAACCACUGUUAUUUGCUAGGUUUUAUUCACAGGCUAAGCAAAUGUGAAAUGUGAAAAUGAAGCAGCAAUAUGGUAACACGUUGGUCUUUGUGCAUAUGUGAAUAUUUCAUGAUUACUGUAGUUAUAGAUUUAUAUUUUUAUUUUCCUGUCUUAAAUAUCCUGCUUGAUGUAUGGCUAUUAUGUUAAUUAUUUGUACUGAUCUGAAAUGUAUUGCAGCUUUUGUAUAUACAGUGCCUUGCAAAAGCAUUCAGACCCAUUGAAUUUCUUCACAUUGUAUUGUGUUACAAAAGUGGGAAUAAAAUUGGUUUAAUUAUACUUCUUUUGUCAGCAAUCUGCACAAAAUACUCUAAUGUCAAAGUGAAAGAAGAAUUCUAGAUGAAUAAACAUGAAAUAACUCAAAUAUAGUCGUUGCAGAAGCAUUCAGCUCCCUGAGUAAAUAAUUGUUCGAUAAACCUUUGGCAUCGAGGCUUCCUGGGUAAGUCUGUAAGGGCUUUACACACCUGGAUUGUGCAAUAUUUUCCCAUUAUUAUUUUAUAAAUUCUUCAAGCUCUGUCAAGAUGUUGGGGAUCAUGGUUAGACAGCAAUUUUUCAGUUUUGCCAUAGAUUUUCAAGCAGAUUUAAGUCAAAACUGUAACUUGGCCACUCAAGAACAUUAACUGUCUUCUUGUUAAGCAACUACAGGGUAGAUUUGGCCUCUUGUUGUUAUUGUUAUUUUCUGCUGAAAGGUUGAAUUCCUUUCCCAGUCUGGUGUAAAGCAGACUGAAACAGAAGGAUUUUGAAACAGGAGAAUGUUCCUCUCGGAUUUUGCCUGUGCUUAGCUCUCUCCUCUUUCUUUUUCUCAUGAUAACCUCCCCAGUAUUUGCCGAUACCAAAAUAAGGAGGCAGUUACUCAAUGAUGUGUUGUGUUGGAUUUGCCCCAAACAUAAGGCUUUGAAUUUAGAUCAAAAAAAAGUAUUCCUUUGCUGUGUUUUUUUUGCAGUAUCACCUUAGUACCUUGUUGCAUACGACAGGUAGCCUGGCGAGUAGGAGCGUUGGGCCAGUAACCAACAACUUGCUGGAUCAAAUCCCCAAGCUGACAAGGUACAAAUCUGUCAUUCUGCCCCGGAGCAAGGCAGUUAACUCACUGUUCCCUGGGUGCCGAUGAUUUGGAUGUUGAUUAAGGCAGCACACCUCUGCACCUCUCUGAUUCAGAUGGGCUGGGUUAAAUGCGGAAGACACAAAUUAGUUGAAUGCAUUCAGUUGUACAACUGACUAGGUAUCCCCCUUUCCCAUGCAAGUUUUGUUAGAAUGUUCUGAACUCUUCUUUUCAAUUUGUCAUUUAGGUAAUUAUUAUGGAGUCACUACAAUGUAGAUCCAUCCUCAGUUUUCUCCCAUCACAGCCAGUGAACUCUUGUAGCUGUUUUAAAAUCACCAAUGGCCUCGUGGUAACUUUCCUGAGCAGUUUCAUUCCUGUCCUGCAGCUCAAUUCAGAAGGACGACUGUAUCUUUGAUGUGUCUGGGUGGUUUAAUACAUAAUCCACAGCAUAAUUAACUUGACCAUGCUUAAAGAGAUAUUCCACGUCUGAUUUGUUAUUGUUACCCAUCUACAAAUCACUUCCCUUCUUUAUGAGGCUUUCAAAAAGCUCCCUGGUCUUUGUAGUUGAAUCUCUAUCUUUAAUAAAAAAAAAAAAAUUAAAUGUUCUUCCACGAUGACAUUACAGGGUAUUUAGUAUAGAUUCUUGACGUAAAAAAAUGGCAAUAAAUGCAUUUUUAAUCCCACUUUGUAUCACAAUAAAAUGUGAAGUAAUCCAAAGGAUCUGAACACUUUUGCAAGGCAUUAUAUAUCAUUAUAUUCUCUAUUUAGCACAUUCAAAUCCACUUGUUUUUAUUUUCCCUUGGAGAUAGUUUUUAUUGCCAUAGAAAACAAUAUGUUGGUGUUUAGACAUUGUCGUUUUACUAACAAUCUCCUCAAUACUUUCCCUCAGGAUUGUGUGUAUAUUAUCAUGUUGAAUAAAGUCAAAAUAUGUUUUGA